Molecule: messenger RNA, 2939 nt
Organism: Drosophila nasuta
Lineage: Eukaryota; Metazoa; Arthropoda; Insecta; Diptera; Drosophilidae
Gene: Irp-1B
Product: Iron regulatory protein 1B
Exons: 10
Coding region: 102-2801 (899 amino acids)
Source: RefSeq, a predicted model, not a curated record
UGAUUCUCCACUUCCACAAAAAAUAAGAUCACAAAGUCUUGCUCAUUUCACAACGUAAACGCUCAUAGUUCAGGUUAAAUUUGUCUUCAGAAAGCGCAAUAAUGUCAGGCGAAAAUCCGUUUGCCCAAUUUGAAAAAUCCUUCAUUAAGGAUGGCACUGUCUACAAGUACUUUGAUCUUGCGUCCAUUGACAGCAAAUAUGAUCAGCUUCCCUUCUCCAUCCGUGUGCUAUUGGAGUCGGCGGUUCGCAAUUGCGACAACUUCCAUAUUCUAGAGAAGGACGUUCAAAGCAUACUCGGCUGGACGCCGGGCUUGAAGCAGGGCUCCAAUGAUGUAGAAGUGUCCUUCAAACCAGCCCGUGUUAUUCUGCAGGAUUUCACAGGCGUUCCUGCCGUUGUCGACUUUGCUGCGAUGCGAGAUGCUGUCCUGGAUUUGGGAGGUAAUCCCGAAAAAAUCAAUCCCAUUUGCCCCGCCGACUUGGUCAUUGAUCACUCGGUGCAAGUGGACUUUGCCCGCACGCCCGAUGCUCUGACCAAGAACCAAAACCUCGAAUUUGAACGUAACAAGGAGCGCUUCACUUUCCUCAAGUGGGGAGCUCGUGCCUUCAACAACAUGCUCAUUGUGCCACCUGGCUCAGGCAUUGUCCAUCAAGUGAACUUGGAGUACCUUGCCCGCGUCGUCUUCGAGAACGAUUCUACCGAUGGGAGCAAGAUACUGUAUCCCGAUAGUGUUGUUGGUACUGAUUCCCACACCACUAUGAUCAACGGCUUAGGCGUACUGGGCUGGGGUGUAGGUGGCAUUGAGGCUGAAGCUGUGAUGCUUGGCCAAUCCAUAUCGAUGCUUUUACCUGAAGUUAUUGGCUACAAACUGGUGGGCAAACUCAGCUCAUUGGCCACAUCCACGGAUUUGGUGCUGACCAUCACCAAGCACCUGCGACAACUGGGUGUUGUUGGCAAAUUCGUCGAGUUCUAUGGACCUGGUGUGGCUGAACUGAGCAUUGCCGAUCGUGCCACGAUUAGUAACAUGUGUCCCGAAUAUGGCGCCACAGUUGGCUACUUCCCCAUUGAUGAGAACACACUCGGAUACAUGAAGAAGACAAAUCGGUCUGAGAAGAAAAUCGACAUUAUUCGGGAGUACUUGAAGGCCACUCAACAAUUGCGCAACUACUCUGAGGAGGCUCAAGAUCCGAAGUUUACACAGAGCAUCACCUUGGACUUGUCGACCGUGGUUACCUCUGUUUCGGGACCCAAGAGACCACACGAUCGAGUCUCCGUUUCGAAUAUGCCCGAAGACUUCAAGUCCUGUCUGUCCAGCCCGGUCGGCUUCAAGGGAUUCGCUAUUGCGCCAGAGGCUUUAACGGCCAGCGGAGAGUUUCAGUGGGAUGAUGGCAAAACCUACAAACUUCAGCACGGCUCCGUGGUCAUUGCGGCAAUCACAUCUUGCACCAACACAUCAAAUCCCUCGGUGAUGCUGGGAGCUGGUCUUUUGGCUAAGAACGCUGUCGAAAAGGGUCUCAGCAUUUUACCGUACAUCAAGACAUCACUGUCGCCAGGGUCUGGUGUCGUCACCUACUACCUCAAAGAGUCUGGUGUCAUUCCAUAUUUGGAAAAGCUAGGCUUUGACAUUGUUGGCUACGGUUGCAUGACUUGCAUUGGAAACUCUGGACCCCUCGAGGAGAAUGUCGUAAACACCAUCGAAAAGAAUGGUUUGGUGUGUGCUGGCGUAUUAUCCGGCAAUCGCAAUUUCGAGGGUCGUAUUCAUCCCAACACUCGGGCUAAUUAUCUGGCGAGUCCCUUGCUGGUAAUUGCUUAUGCCAUUGCUGGACGCGUCGAUAUUGACUUUGAGACGGAGCCACUGGGCGUAGAUGCGAAUGGCAAGAACGUUUUCCUUCGUGACAUUUGGCCAUCUCGUACGGAAAUCCAAGAAGUGGAGAAUAAGCAUGUUAUUCCUGCCAUGUUCCAGGAAGUCUACAGUAAAAUCGAAUUGGGCUCACAGGAUUGGCAAACCCUUGAGGUGUCCGAUGGCAAGUUGUACCCAUGGAGUGCUGAUUCCACAUAUAUCAAGCGUCCGCCAUUCUUUGAGAAUAUGACUCGCACUUUGCCCAAACUGCAGAGCAUUGAAAACGCACGUUGUCUUUUGUUUUUGGGUGACUCUGUAACCACAGACCACAUCUCACCAGCUGGUUCUAUUGCCAGAAACUCGCCAGCUGCCCGUUUCCUCUCUGGACGCAAUUUGACUCCUCGAGACUUCAAUUCCUACGGCUCACGACGUGGCAAUGAUGCCAUCAUGGCACGCGGCACAUUUGCAAACAUUCGUUUGGUGAAUAAGCUUGUUUCUAAGACCGGACCUCGCACUCUGCACAUACCCAGCCAAGAAGAGCUGGACAUCUUCGAUGCCGCCGAGCGCUACCGUGGAGAUGGCACUCCAUUGGUGUUGGUGGUCGGAAAGGAUUACGGUAGUGGCAGCUCCCGCGAUUGGGCUGCUAAGGGUCCAUUCCUUCUGGGGGUGAAGGCAGUUAUUGCCGAAUCAUAUGAACGCAUUCAUCGUUCCAAUUUGGUCGGUAUGGGUAUUAUUCCCUUGCAAUUCCUGCCUGGUCAGAACGCGGAAACUCUCAAAUUGAAUGGUCGUGAGCUGUACAACAUAUCUUUGCCAGAGAGCGGCUUGAAGCCAGGCCAGAAAAUUCAAGUCGAAGCCGAUGGCACCGUUUUUGAGACUACCUUACGUUUCGACACGGAGGUCGAUAUUACAUAUUACCAGAAUGGCGGAAUUCUAAACUAUAUGAUUCGCAAGAUGCUUUCUUAAGUUGUUUUGUUUUUUGUUAAUAUUCAUAAAUUCCACUUGCAUUUUAAAUACUGUACAUUGUAGUCUUCUAAGUUUUCAAUGUGUGAUGGUGAUUUCCCUGCUGAAUCAAUAAAGUAAAUCGUUUAUUCCUUUAAUUAA